This is a messenger RNA of Fusarium graminearum PH-1, 1374 nucleotides long. RefSeq lists its product as uncharacterized. The transcript is spliced from 3 exons. Bases 1 to 1374 code for a protein of 457 amino acids. NCBI's taxonomy places the organism in Eukaryota, Fungi, Ascomycota, Sordariomycetes, Hypocreales, Nectriaceae. The record is from RefSeq and is a predicted model, not a curated record.
AUGGCCGAUAUGGGCGGGACGGAUCUCCCUCGUGCGCUGAAGUCUACCGUUCAACGUCGGCUGGACAAUAGCAAGUCUACCCAGAUCGUUAUUCUCACUGACGGAGAGCUUGACCCCGAAGAGCCAAUGGAACUGCCCAUAAAACCGGCAACAAUUCAGGAUGGGACAAUGCAUCGACUAGCAGCGAAGGCCACACUCAUGGAUCUUGAAGACCUAGUCAAGCGGCAACCUUCUGGCUCACGCCUCGCGGAAGAGAAUGCUCAGCGUAUCGGCAUUACAUACUCCAUCACUAGCAAAUGGACCAGUUUCGUAGCUAUUCCACAGGAUGAGCCAGCAAAUACAGAAGGUAGUAUGAUGGAGCACUACAAAGCCAUGAUGGAUGGUAUCGAUAUGACAGAGCUUCUUAGUGCAUACAAUGAGGAUGAGUCAGAGAUUGGUCACGACAUCUUAGGCUAUGUUGGUGAUGAGGGGUCACGCACUUACGCGUCCGACGACGGAAAGUAUGGCGAAAUAUUACCGAUUUCCAUGGUUCGGGAAGCCGGGCGUUUAUCCGAUGGCGGCGUAGGUGGCUCAUCCCGUUACAAUACUCUGCAUAUUACAGAGGAGGGGAAGGAAGACGAACGUUAUGUGAUUUCAUACGGUACUGCGAAGCCUGUGACUGAUGGUCCUAACAUUGGGACUGGGAACAUACCAGCAAAAGAGAGAGGUGACGCUAGCGAAGGGGACCCCAUGAACGAUCAAGUAGGCUUCGAAUGGGUCCGAAAGAAAGACCGUCCAAGGUCAAAGUCUGACCAGGAGGAUUUGAUUCGCAAAUAUUUGGCAGAAUAUCGCACGGGCGCAAUAGUAACAGAGACCUCUGGACCAUUAAUCCUGAAUGGGCUCGUUCACUCCGAGAGCGGCAGUAGCGGGACAGGUAGUGUCAGUCAUGAUUCUUCCGAAGCUAUGGAUCCACUUGACUGGGAGAUGGCUGUUAAACAUCAAAACGGACAAGGGCUUUUCGAACUACCCGAGGAGGCGAGAAGCAUACUGCACCUUCAUUUCUGCCCCAAAACGAGAUCUGAGCUUGCCGUAAGGCUCAGUAAGAUCUUGCACGAUCAAGAACUGGAACCAGACCUCUGCAUCCAAAUCGUCGACUCGAUGAUGAUUAUCAAGUGCUAUCAGACACACCUGGCUGCGACAGAGGAUAUCUGGGAUCUGAUGAUGGAAAGAGCACAGGAUGCUAUCGCGGAAGUCAUAGGACAGGACACGUUGGUGCUCUUCGAGGAGGUUCUUACCGGGUCGAUGAUGCAUCAACAUUACAAAGCUGCGAUUGGAGAAAGAGAGCAGGAUGGAGGGUUGACUGGCGGGGCAACAUGCCCAGAUGGUAAACGGUAA